UUAAAAUCUUAAAUCAAAAAAUAUAAUCCAUGUUAGUACAAACAACUAAUUUUCCUUAAUCCAUGCAACAGUUUUCAUGGAAUGCCAGAUUUAUUUUGUAAAGCUAUUUGUAUUUUGUAAGCAAGCCCUAAGGACUAAGACAUGUCCCAGCAUCCCUGUUCUUUACCUGAAGUUCACCAUGACAGAGAAACUAUUAUGUAAAAGAACUGAUGGUUUAACAUGAAAUGUUUCAAUACAAAAACACAUGCAUGCACACAGCCUACGGCAAUACGAACAAACCGCAUACAAAAACAUUUACACACAUAUGCAUGCAAAAUUAUGUAAAGCAAGCACAAAUAAAAACACACAACCUUAAAAAGUGUAAAACCCAACAAGAUAAAUAAGACUUUGACCUGUGCGGUUAUUGCAGGGUGUGUGUGUGUAAGCAGGCUCUUGUUUAUAUGUGAAUUGUGACCAUAAUCCAGGAUCAGCAAGUACAAAGACUCCAGAACUCGUGACACUAAUUGUGGCCCGUGGCUUUGCUGCGGUAGACUAUUUCACCUCCACAUAUGCGGCCGGUGGGACCCUGUGGGCCCCUUUCUCCUGCUCUACAGCCCCAGUGCUGACCCUUUCCUCCUCGCAUAGAAGAGCAUGACAAUACCGUAACUGCAGUGUCUGUUGGAGCCACAUCAACGGGGCCCCCAUGGAGGAACUAGAGGAGCCCAAAUGGGCCCUGAGGGACCUGAACGAGAGGCUGAAGGGAUUUCUGGAGCACGUGAAACAGUUGGAUCAGGUCAAUUGUAAGCUUGAGGAACAGAUUUUGGAAUGGGGAAGGAGGAACGCCAUAACUGCCCCACGGGACUGGAGUGACAAGGAAGCGCUGGCACAGGAACUUCGAGAUCAGGUUACCAAGAUGCUAAUGCAAAAUACAGAGACUUUGUUACAAUGCGAUGCUGUAAAACUCAAAGCCUCAAGUUUACAGACCAGGUGUGAGACGGAGGAGAAUCUCUGUCUCCUGCAGGAGCAGCAGGUGUCACAGCUGAAGAUGAAGAAGGAAGAGGUGGAGCUGACCAACACAUUCCUGCAAAAACAGCUUUCUCAAACCAGACUACAGUUACAGCAAAUUCUAGAAGAACAAGAGAGAGAGCUGGAUCAGCACCAGCAGAAGGCAGUGGAGGACUGUGAUAGGGUGCUAGCGCAGGUUGCUGCAGGGGAGGAUGGCAGAGGAAUGGAUCUCUCCUGGACCAGCACCCAGUGCGACUACUCCAGCCCAGCUCAGAGCAGCACUGACUCAGCCACGCCGACAAAUCCAGUCCCUGGCCCAGUUCAACAGACAAGGCCCCGAAAGGAUGCAACUAGCCCAACUGCAGUAUUUCUGCCACAGGUGAGGGCAGGUGAUAAGGUCUUGAAAGAAGCACGAGCCGAACUCACAGAAGCCCGAAAGCAAUGGCACCGUCUGCAGGUGGAGAUCGAAUCGCUACAUGCACUGGAGAAGAGUCUUCAAAGCUCCCUACGCCACACUCAGCUCCAGUACUCUGUGCAGCUCAAGGACCUCUCCAGGUCCAUGAGGAGUCUGGAGUCAGAGUUGGAAACAGUCAGAGACGGUCUGGGGGUCCAGAGGCAGAACCACAGCCAGCUCCUCAACACAAAGAUGAGACUGGAGAGAGAGAUCGCCACCUACAGAAAACUCUUGGAACACGAGGAGGGCAGGUUUCUGAUAUCUGAUGGUCAGUCUCUCAAACUGAAGGAGUGGAAAGGUUCAGUUCCUGAUCCAGAGCAGAACGGACUGGCCAAUGAAUCUGACGAGGAAAUCACUCAGGCCACUUCCACUGAAAGAACUCCCAAUAGAAGCCCAGUCCUUCAUCGACAAAGGAGUCUUGUCAUUUUGACAGAACCAAUCGGGAGCAAAGAUGGGGAGAUCUGUACUGUGAAGACUCAGGAGAUUCUGGAGGGAAAUGUAGUGAGGGAGAGCGCCGAAGGUCACGGAAGUGUGGAGACAGAAAAGAUUGACAAGGUGAUCAGGCAAUGGGAAGGGUCGUUCUUUCAAGGAAAUCCAAAGUUGAGGAAGAAAUCUGUUUCUCUGCGUUUCAACCUUCACAUGGCUGUAGCAGACGAAGGCUGUGGCCAGAUAAAACAGGAUAGUCUCCCAAACGUGGAAGUCCGACUGGUCAUGAAGCGGUCCCGCAGCAUACCCACUUUUGCUCAGUGAUGUAAUUGUGACAUCACAAAAGCUUCUAUCACAAUUCAGUAGUGGUGUUGCUGUGGCAAUGUUCUACAGUCAAUAGUCAUGGCAACAAAAAGCAACCGACACCGAUUUACUGACAUCGAGAACUUUUGCCAUGUACAAUGAAUAAUUAGCAACACAUCAUCAAUUAAGCAUUCGAAAACAAAACUCAAAUUGCUCUUAAGAUUGUAAAGAAUUAUUGCAUAUAAAGCUACUUUCAGAAAAAAAAAAUCAAGUCAUAUUAAUUGUAAUUGAUUGAUUUAUGAUUUAUUUUAUCUUCAAACUUUAAUGCUUUUAAAAAUCGGUUGAGAGUAUAUACGUGUUGCAGUGUUUCACGUUUCAUAAAUUGUGACUUUAGAGCUUGAUGAUGUUUUCCACAUAAGCUCUACUGCCACAUUAUUCCUGAUUAUAAGCAUAUUAUAUUAUUCUAAACAGUGAAAAGUAUUAUUUGUAAAAAUGUGUUCAGUUUAAACAUCAAUAGGCCCGACCAAGUCUUACGGUAAUGAAAAUAUCAAUGCGGUUGUGGCCAAGAAUUUCUCACUAAGUACAGUGUAUCGAUAGAUGCCUUGUUUUUUCUGACAAAUGCUUCUGGAACUCUAACUUCACACUCCAGAGAACACAGAGAGAGUGUCUAGCUCUUGUUCAGCAAGAAAAUCUAGCGUGAGCUAGAACAAAAUGUUGCAAAAUUGCAUGGGUAACCAAAACAGAUGAUUUACAGCAACACAGUUGAACUGUCGUCACAAUAUUGCCAGCACUAACGUUUACUAUAUGAGUAACGGUAAAAGUCCUCAGCCUAUCACUGCAGAAAGAAUGUGAUGCUAAACGUGAAAAGUUGACGAAUCAGUCUACCACAUAAAAAAAACCCCUUUGCAUUCAGUUUAACUGUCUUUAAAAGUUACAUUGCUUUGCUUUACAGAUGCAUAGUUUACGCUUUAUUUAAGGUGCAAAUACUGUGUCUUCCAUUCUAAAAUGAUGCAGGAUUAUUCAGAAAACUUGAAAUAACAUACUCCAAAACAGAAAGAAAUCUAAGAAUUUCUGAUCUACAUAUAUAAAAAAAUGAAAUCGAUGAUUUAUGUACCCAUUAUGUACUACCUCUGAUGCUUGUUGUAUUGUAAAUAAAAGGGGUUCUUCCCGACGCA
Xyrauchen texanus (razorback sucker) is the source of this 3342-nucleotide messenger RNA. RefSeq names its product keratin, type I cytoskeletal 20-like. NCBI's taxonomy places the organism in Eukaryota, Metazoa, Chordata, Actinopteri, Cypriniformes, Catostomidae. The record is from RefSeq and is a predicted model, not a curated record. The coding region runs from base 683 to 2188 and encodes 501 amino acids. The transcript is spliced from 10 exons.